Trichobilharzia regenti is the source of this 869-nucleotide messenger RNA. NCBI's taxonomy places the organism in Eukaryota, Metazoa, Platyhelminthes, Trematoda, Strigeidida, Schistosomatidae. The record is from the annotation of a GenBank genome assembly.
AGCGUCAAGACUUCCUCUCCUCCUCCUUCAGAUAACAAAUCAAUCACCUUGCAGAAUGCCCAAAGACAAUUCAUCAAAGACGAAAAAACCGUUGAGAAGAAUCUUGAUUCCCGUCGAUGGACCUAUCGAAUCGAAACACGCAUUACUCUGGUAUGUCGACAACAUGAAACAUGAUGGUGAUCUACUCCUCUUCGUUCGUGUCAUUGAUCCUAUCCUCCCAUCAGCUCUAUCUGCAUUGUCCGUUGAAUGUGAGUCGAUGCCAGCUGGUUCAUCAUUCUACAUCCCUGACAGUGAUAUGCGUAGUGCGAAAUCUCUUUGUCAACAACUUGUACAAGAAGCCAGUAAGUAUGGGAUAAAAUCUGAGGCGUUUGUUCAAGUCGAUACAAAACCUGGUGCAGCGCUAGUCAAAUUCAUCUCCGAGAUGGAAAUCAAUGUAGUGGUAAUGCCACAUCGUGGAUUUGGAUUUUGGCGACGUAAUUUCAUGGGUAGUGUUAGUUCAUAUAUCCUGCAUCAUUCACAUGUGCCUGUGUCGGUUGUACCGCCGAUGAACCACCAUUAAUCAGGCAGCAGCAGUUGAACACGUAUCACAUCAGUCACUACUAUAUUGAAUAAUGUUGUGAUGUAAUUGGUGAGUUGUUUAUCGAUGAGAUGUGAUCAACUGUCAGUGCAGUGCAACAUUCCAAUGAACAAUUUUCAACUGCUCACACUAUAUGCGUAUAAAUAUUGGCCAUUACAAAGCUUUUCCAAUUUUCUCUCUUGAGAACAGCUGACCUAUUGUAUUUACUUAUCUAUUCACUUGUCCAUUUGUAUUUGAUAUAUUGAUUUCACUUUAUUAUUUGAUAUAUUAUUCGAGAAUAAAUUUAUUCCCU